Molecule: messenger RNA, 989 nt
Organism: Orbicella faveolata
Lineage: Eukaryota; Metazoa; Cnidaria; Anthozoa; Scleractinia; Merulinidae
Product: cilia- and flagella-associated protein 107-like
Biological process (GO): flagellated sperm motility
Cellular component (GO): axonemal microtubule
Source: RefSeq, a predicted model, not a curated record
UCCCUAGCAACACUGCGUCCAUGACAACAAUUUUCAUUGAAACGAAACAAAUACUUCUCAUUACAGUCCUAAUUGCUUUUUCCGUAACUUCGAGAACAAGAAUGGAAGAGCAUGCGGAUGCGAAAUGGAAUCAGCCGGGCUGGAGAAUAGAACAAAAGUAUGACACAGAUGUUUUGAUUGGAAAUUGGAACGAAGAGAGACGAGUGUUUGAACGAGGCUCCUCCUUCUUUGACAGUACUCACCGAGUAGAUUUCAAGAACUAUGGAAAGUUUCUUCCUGAUGUCACAACCAGGAGAAAAGCACUUCAGCAACACAAUGGAUUAGGAAAAGAAUUCAUUUUUUCUCAUCAUCAAAAAGCUUAUGAAGGCAACAGAAUAUCAUGGUAUGACCAGCAAUUCAACAAGCGUGAAAUCACCGAGUCUAAGCUGCCACUGCUACGGAGCUGGGACAGGCAGAAGCUGGCCUGGGCACCGGAAAAAUCUGAUUAUCCUAUACAAGGACAUCCCACAAACUAUGGACUUCUACAAAAGCUUCAGGAAAAGUGGAAGAAAGAAGCAGCUAUGGAAAGCCUGGGAACAAACAUGACAACAUACAAGUUGUCUUACAAUCCUCAUCAGAAGGAAUCAUUUUCUUUCCGGCACUAUGCCCCACCCAAAAGUCUCUCAUGUCACUUUCAUCCCCAUCGUGUCAACAAAGAUCUCCAUUUACGGGGGAAACAGAUGAACAGUGCUCCAGAAUUUCCUCCGACUCUUGCCGUACCACAUAACGUACCACCUGAUUUUCCACAGUCAACAAUUCUGAUGGUUUAGAAUAAUGUUGAUCAGUGGAACUGAACUGCUCAAAGGGAACUCCACUUCACUUCAAAUUUCCGGGCCCUAAAAACUUCAACCAGCGCCAAAAACAUCACUAAGUUGAAUUUGUUUAUUUACUAUCUUCUUGUCAAAAAGAUAUUUCUUAAUGACCUGUAAUAUAUUUAUGUUUACAUUUAA